GUUUCCCUGCUGGUGCAUUUGUUGCUCUGGGCUGCCUGCCUUGUUUGGCAGUUUCUAAUGAGAGCUCUGAUAGAUGCCAGAAGAUGUCCUUGAGCCCUUGAGACGGAUGUGAGCGUGUUUUUCAGUCCUCGUGCAAAACAACCAUCUAAACAUAACAGAUGACAUCAGCUUGGGCUUUUCAAUUCCUGGAUGGCAGCAGUGUGUUAAUCCACCCUUCAUCCUGGAUUUGAUAAACUAAAACAAGAGAGCCUGGCAGAAGGAUAGCGCUGCUGCUGGCUUGAGGAAAUUGAUGACGGAGAGGCAUGCAGGCAACCCAGUAUAUAAAACUCAUCAACGUGUAGGCAGAGGUUCAGCUACCACUUUGGACAGCUGCUUCCCUCCAGCCAAGUCCACACUGCAGGAGGCAGAGCCCGAGCCUGAGCCCGCUGGAAACAUGAAGAACCUCUUGCUGUUGGCCACGCUCCUUGUACCUGUGCACCUGGCGGCGGCCUGGAGCUCCAAGUAUGCGGUCGAUUGCCCUGAACACUGUGACAGCAGUGAGUGCAAAAUCAAUCAGCGCUGUAAGAAGACAGUGUUGGAUGACUGUGGCUGCUGCCGGGUGUGUGCCGCAGAGCAGGGAGAAAUCUGUUACCGCACAGUCUCAGCGAUGGAUGGUGUGAAGUGUGGCCCCGGGCUGAGGUGUCAGCUUUACAAUGAAGAAGAUGCUUUUGGUGACGAGUUUGGUGUCUGCAAAGACUGUCCCUAUGGCACCUUUGGGAUGGACUGCAAAGAGACUUGCAACUGUAAAGCAGGCAUCUGUAACAGGGUGACUGGGAAAUGCAUGAAUUUCCCCUUCUUUCAGUAUUCAGUAGCCACGUCUUCCAACAGGAAAUUUGUAUCUCACACGGAGCAUGAUAUGGCAUCCGGAGAUGGCAGUGCUGUGAGAGAACUUGUGAAGAAUAGCGCUGCCCCCCGGUCUCCUGUAAUGAAAUGGCUACAUCCACGCUGACUUUGGCGGCAUGCCCUGAGAAGGCUGUAUCUGAGAGAUCCUCCAAUAUUUUAGGAACAGUCUAGAUUGUAGCAUAUGGACAUGUAAUUUUUGGAGACAAAAUGUGAUUCGGGGUGGGACCAGGAAAAAAAAAUGCUACCAACAGCCCGUAAAAUGAAACUUAGAUCAUCUUGGCUUGGAAUCAGGUCAACCGAAAAGAAAGUUGGCCACAGUGGAAGCCCAUGGCAAGUCCAUGAUUUUUUGACUCAGACGUAUAUUAAUGCUGGGGUCCAGGAUGAAGGAAGAGUUAGGAGCAAGAAAAGAUGGGGGUUCAGGGAGGGAGCACAUUAUUUAAGUCUUCAUCAGGGUCGUUUCAAUAGAAUUUAAUUUUUUUUCACUUCAGGGACAAAUCAAAGCAAAACAGUCUCUGAAAGAGGUGGGAGUCUGAGUAGUAGACUUGGAUUGGGGGCAGGUUUUGAAGUGCUGCUGCUAAUGUAGUCCCCAAGAUAUCCUUGUCUGAAAGUGGUCCUGGUGCAGGGGUCAAACAAAACUUCCAAAUGUGUUUUAAAAAAAUGCCACCCCAGAGAGGGCUAGGAAGUACUUUCCUACUUGUGUGAGGUAUGAAGGUAAAAAUUAUAUUUUUGUGAACACUUAUGUUAGUACGAGUCGCCCUCCAUACCUAUAUUUAUCACCCUCUUGAGGAAUCAGUAUAAUACUGUUUGUUCCAAAUGACUAAAAUAAAGACAUAACUAUAUAAGGUUUUCAAGAAUCCUUGGUGUGGUAUAUUUGUUAUUAAUGGCAGUAAACAAAUUAUUAUUAAUGGUAAACAAAUUAUUAAUUAAUUAAAUUAUUAAUGGUAAACAAAACCUAAUUAAGCUUAGUCACUAUUGAUUUAUCAGAUGCUAAGAAUAAGCAACAUGGGGAGAUUAUUUAAAAUAAGUGCAAUUGGGCAGUGGUAGAUAGCAUAAUGGUUAUGCAGAGAAACUCUCAUGCCUGUGGCUCCAAAGACUCAGGUUCAGUCCUCCACACCACCAUAAGUCAGAGCUGAACAGUGAUCUGGUAAAAUAAACAAAUAAAUAAAUAAGUGCAAUGACUUAGACAAGUUCAAAGGUGAAAGUAGCAAAAUGAAGAGAAAAGUCAGGUUUCAGCAAGAAGCAUCAACUUUAUAGUUUGUUUGCAUAUAUACAUAAAGUUUUUUUUUGGUAUCUUGGUUGAUAAGUGGGAUGCGGAGCACAGCUGAGAAGAUCUUAGCACAAACAACUGGAGCACUAAGUUUUGCUAGAAAUAUUUGCAGAAGUCUUGUUUGGAGUGAAGGAUUAUUUAAGAUAAUUUUUUUCCCUUUUUUUUAGAAUUUACUUAUAUUUCACUUUUAAAGUUGCCAAUAGAGGUGUGUGUGUGUGUGUGUGUGUGUGUGUGUGUGUGUGUGUUGUAAGCUGAAUAUGCUGUUAGGACUGGUUUUACAAUGACACAUUAUUUUUAUUGUUCAAUAAAAGAAGCAAGACACA
This is a messenger RNA of Erinaceus europaeus (western European hedgehog), 2472 nucleotides long. RefSeq names its product endothelial cell specific molecule 1 (gene ESM1). Lineage: Eukaryota; Metazoa; Chordata; Mammalia; Eulipotyphla; Erinaceidae. The transcript has 4 exons. The record is from RefSeq and is a predicted model, not a curated record. The coding region runs from base 290 to 988 and encodes 232 amino acids. Gene Ontology annotation, cellular component: extracellular region.